Protomyces lactucae-debilis is the source of this 1780-nucleotide messenger RNA. RefSeq lists its product as uncharacterized. The coding region runs from base 405 to 1712 and encodes 435 amino acids. NCBI's taxonomy places the organism in Eukaryota, Fungi, Ascomycota, Taphrinomycetes, Taphrinales, Protomycetaceae. The record is from RefSeq and is a predicted model, not a curated record. The transcript has a single exon.
UCGAUACGAGACUCUAGAGUGACUACUAUGACUAGAAGAGUCAUGCGGAAAGGCAGACAUAGAAAGCGUAUGGACUGUAGAGAACAGUCAAGAGGAGUAACUCCGAGUAAGUGGCUGCUAUCCGUCACUAUCUGUCUGGCGAGGAACGGCCCCGCCGUUAUCUGCAUGUGAAACAAGCUGGCUGGAUGCGGGCUCAUAAGUUCAUAACUGCAAGACCCAGUCGCCGUCGAGGGGCAAUAAUUGUAUACUCCUGGUGAGCAGCCCUUGACUCCUUCAGACACCCCUGGGACUGUCCUCCAGCACACAAAACCACUCGCCAGGCCACCCCCCGCAACCACACAGCCUUUCACGCUCUUCACUCUCUUGAGCGCAUCACCCUCUAGUCUACUAGAAGAGGUCUGAUCAUGUUCUCCAAGCAGCAGGUCGUCAUUGCCGGCGCAACUGCAACCUCUCUCAUCCUCUUCAUCUCCCUACACAGCCCAUCCCAAGCAGCCGUCAAGAAUGCAGCAUACAGCGUCCAUGAAAAAGUGACAACAUCCUGGAAGCCAACACAGGAGCAGCCAUACUGCAAGUGGGUUUUUGACCGCUACGAAUCGUCUCCCUAUGAACAAGAAUGGCUCGACUUGACAAACGGUGGUGUCAAUGACCAAGUCUGCCAAGUCAGCGCACAACCAGCACAUGCGCGCAAGAUGUACAAAAUCAUUGAACGCGUUGUUGGACUCGUUAAUUUGGAUCACUCCAUUCAAUGGCCUCGCAUCGAUACCGCCGCUCCAGAACCUGCACACGUCGAUGAUUCGCUCUUUUCAAAGUUUUACUACAAACGUGUUUGCUAUAAUACCAAGAAGCACGAGUUUGAACCUGCCUUGGGUGUGGGUAUUCAGCUCAUUGAACCACUCUUUGGCUUGUUGAGGGAUCCCUUUGAUUGGUGGUGUGGCGAGGACAAUCUGAGCAAGCAAUCAGCGGGUCAACCCCCUGGCUACGUCCUCAAGGACGGCGGUCAAUCAAAGCUGCACAUCUUGCCACAAGGCUAUGCGCCAUACACGUAUUCCUUGGAUGGCAGCAGCGAGCACGGGUGGCGACAGCAUGGUAUUCCACCCUGGUACAAGACCCUCAAGCCACAAAAGGAUGGCAACCUCUUGACGUUCAGUCAACCACAAGUUGUGCAUCUUGAUCUCGGAUCAUCGUAUUUCGGUGGUUGGACAAACAUGGGAUCAGGCGAACGCAAUGCAGCAGCUUCGGGACAAUGGUUCUACGAUACUUACCAUGCGCGUGGUCAGCCUUUUGAUCGGUUCACCGCUGUUGAAUUGGAGCCACUGGACCCGGCAACUGCAUACAAGCAAGUGCCAGAAGACUUGAUUGGCAAGUACAACCUCAUCAACAUCGGUCUCUCUAUGGACAAGGACAAGUACAACACCAUGGAUCUCAUUCGUCGAACCGUCAACAAGGAGGACUUUUUCGUCUUUAAGCUCGACAUUGAUUCUGCACCCAUCGAAAUGCCAAUUGUCAACGAGUUGCUUCGAGAUGAUCCAGAGACGGGCGUGUCGUCGUUGAUCGAUGAGCUGAUGUUUGAACACCACGUCAAGUUUAAGCCCAUGGAUGGUCCCUGGGGACUCCAGCACUCAACAGAAGAGAAGGAAGGGAAUCUGGCUUCAUCGUACAAGCUUUUCCGUGAUUUGCGUGCAAAGGGCAUUCGCGCCCACUCUUGGCCAUAGACCUUGUUUCAUAGACCUUUUAGCCUUACGAUACAAUGUAAAGCUUCAGUUUGCAAAAAGCAAGGACA